CUUUUGUGCUUUCUAAACAGAACCAAAACCAGUCUAUGCACAGGCGGGUCAGCCAGAUGUGGAUUUACCCGUUAGUCCAUCCGAUGGCCCUCUUCCAAACUCAACCCAUGAAGAUGGAAUGCUUCGGCCAAGCAUGAAGCUUGUGAAAUUCAAAAAAGGAGACAGUGUGGGCUUGCGGCUGGCUGGUGGCAAUGAUGUCGGGAUAUUCGUAGCUGGUGUUCUAGAGGAUAGCCCUGCUGCCAAAGAAGGCUUGGAAGAAGGAGAUCAGAUUCUCAGGGUAAAUAACGUAGACUUCACAAAUAUCAUCAGAGAGGAAGCAGUACUGUUUCUGCUUGACCUCCCUAAAGGGGAAGAGGUAACAAUUUUGGCACAGAAGAAAAAGGAUGUUUAUCGGCGCAUUGUGGAGUCAGAUGUAGGAGAUUCAUUUUAUAUAAGAACUCAUUUUGAAUACGAGAAGGAAUCUCCCUACGGGCUUAGCUUCAACAAAGGAGAGGUGUUUCGAGUGGUGGAUACAUUAUACAAUGGCAAGCUUGGAUCCUGGCUGGCUAUUCGGAUUGGCAAAAAUCACAAAGAGGUGGAAAGAGGCAUUAUACCCAACAAAAACAGAGCUGAGCAGCUGGCUAGCGUGCAGUACACCCUUCCAAAGACAGCUGGCGGGGACCGUGCAGAUUUCUGGAGGUUUCGGGGCCUACGUAGCUCGAAAAGAAACCUCAGGAAAAGCAGAGAGGACCUUUCUGCCCAGCCAGUUCAGACCAAGUUUCCUGCAUAUGAGAGAGUUGUUCUUCGAGAAGCUGGAUUUCUCAGGCCUGUAACAAUCUUUGGACCAAUUGCAGAUGUUGCACGGGAGAAACUGGCAAGAGAAGAACCAGAUAUUUAUCAGAUUGCAAAAAGUGAACCAAGGGAUGCUGGUACAGACCAGCGUAGUUCGGGCAUUAUUCGUCUGCACACAAUCAAACAGAUAAUUGACAGAGACAAGCACGCCUUAUUAGAUGUCACUCCAAAUGCAGUGGACCGUCUGAAUUACGCACAGUGGUAUCCCAUUGUGGUGUUCUUGAACCCUGAUUCAAAGCAGGGCGUAAAAACUAUGAGGAUGAGGCUCUGUCCAGAAUCCCGGAAAAGUGCCAGAAAGUUAUAUGAGAGGGCCCACAAGCUACGGAAAAACAACCACCACCUCUUCACAGCUACUAUUAACUUGAAUUCAAUGAACGAUGGCUGGUAUGGAGCUCUUAAGGAAGCGAUUCAGCAGCAGCAGAAUCAGCUGGUGUGGGUUUCAGAAGGAAAGGCAGAUGGUGCUACUAGCGACGACCUCGACCUCCACGAUGAUCGCCUGUCCUACCUGUCGGCUCCAGGCAGCGAGUACUCCAUGUACAGCACAGACAGCAGACACACCUCCGACUACGAGGACACAGACACAGAAGGCGGGGCCUACACGGACCAAGAGCUGGACGAGACGCUCAACGACGAUGUCGGGACUCCUCCUGAAUCAGCCAUUACGCGGUCCUCUGAACCCGUGAGAGAAGAUACAUCAGGGGUGCAUCAUGAUAGUCAGGCAUACGUUCCUUAUGCUGCUGCUCAAGCUCAACCACAACCAAACCACCGGAUAGAGUCUCCUGGGUUUAAAACAAGUGCUGCUCAACCGAAAGCAGAAGCCUCACCUGCAGCCCCCUACCUUUCCCCGUCGCCAGAAACAAACCCUUCAGCCUCAUCAACUUCUGCUGUUAAGCCCAGUCUAAGCCUCACUAAUGUCAGGCUGGAGGAGCCUGGCAUGGCUUCUUACAACUCCUACCAACCACAAGCUGGCCCCCUCAGAACGCCUGGCACUGAGGCACCUCACAUAAUGCUCAGAGAACAAGAGCCGCCGUCCUUAUCGCCGCAUAUAGAUCCAACAAAGAUGUACAGGAAGGACCCAUUCAGCAAUGAGGAAGCCCCUCGGCCGAACUAUGUCUUGAAGCAGCCAGCCCAGAGGCAGGAGAAGGACUCCAAUCUGACCUAUGACCCUCAGGCCCAGUACACAGAGAAGCAAGCUAGCAGAGAUUAUGAGUCACUGGCCUACAGGUAUGACUCAUCAAACUACGUAGACCAGUUUCCUCGUGGCUACGACCCUCGUCUUCAUUACGAGGAGCGUGUCCCUCCCUAUGAUGACCAUUGGACCUAUUACGAUGAGAACCAGCCCUAUCAGCCCCGGCCACCUUACAGCAACCAGCCUCCCAGAGAGUUUGAUCCCCGGCAGAACAUAGAAGAGAGCACAGAACACAGCUGCUACUUUCCAGCACAACCUCGCUUUGAAGAGCCGCCUCCCCUGGCUUACGACAACAGGCCCCGCUAUGAGCAUGCAGCUAAAAACUUCAACGCCACUCAGCUGAGGUAUGAAGAGCAACCCACUGCUGCGUAUGAGGUUCACGGAAGAUACAAAACAGAGACUCAAGCCUUCCCCCCAGCAGUGCCCAGAUCCCCUGAGCCCAAGCAUUACUUUGAGCCCCAGCCCAGAGGCUUUGAGCAAGGCCCCCCGCAAGGGUUCAGCGCAAAAGUGGGACAGUACGAGCCUCCUCACAGCACUGCGGGUGCACACCCUCCCCUCCCAUUGCAAAGUAAACCAGAAGUUCUGCCUGCCAACAGUAAACCACUGCCUACCGAACCAGCUGAGGAAGAAGAUGACCCAGCCAUGAAGCCGCAAUCAGUGCUGACAAGGGUUAAAAUGUUUGAAAACAAAAGAUCGUCAUCACUGGAAAAAAUUAAGGACUCCAAUGAUGUUCCAGUAGUCAAGCAACCUCCAGAGCUUGCACCUAAACCUAAUAUCGCCCCAAUGAGUGGUCCGAAAACAGUCUCCCAAAAUCAAUAUGAGCAUGAGAAGCCAGCUUACAGGGCACCAGAACCACAAAGACCUCAAGCAAAGCCCCCUGAGGACAUCGUUCGGGCAAACCACUACGACCCUGAGGAGGAUGAGGAAUACUAUCGCAAGCAGCUCUCCUAUUUCGACCGUCGGAGUUACGAAAACAAGCCUGCUGCACAGGUCCCUGCUGGCCACCUGCCUGAGCCUGCUAAACCAGGCCAUCUCCAUAAUCAGCUGAAUUACACAAACUACCCUUCAAAGGGGAAGCCAGUAGACGUGGAGCCUCUGGACAGGGCUGUUGGCGAAAAGCGCUACGAGCCAGUUCCUCAAGUGACAGCCCCUCCCCCUGCACCCCCCGGGCAGUACACCCAGCCGCAGCCUGUGAAUAACCCCAUUGUGUCUCUGCAGCCCAAGUCCACACUUGCGGAAGUCAACUCUGUGUCAGACUUUCAGAAUUCCACCCUGUCCAAGCCCGAGCCGCCUCCGCCUCAGAACAAGCCAGCUGCUUUCCGGUCUGCCAGCCGAGAAGACACCGUGCAGUCCACUUACUACCCUCAGAAAAGUUUCCCUGACAAAGGCCCAGUGAAUGGGACAGAGCAGAUCCCAAAGACGGUCACCCCUGCUUAUAAUCGCUUCACAACAAAACCUUACACAAGUGCUGCCCGGCCGUUUGAACGCAAGUUUGAAAGCCCAAAGUUUAACCAUAACCUCCUGCCAGACGAGAAUCUGCAUAAGCUGGAGUUGCCAUCCAAAUCCCAAAAUUCUCCCCAGCCAGUUUUAAAAGCACACAGCUCAGCUCAACCCCAGUCCGAGUUUGACAACACAAUGGAGACGUUCUCUGUCCAGGCCGACAAACUCAAAUAUCAACCAAAUAACAUCAACGCUGUGCCUAAAGCCAUUCCCGUCAGUCCCUCUGCUUUGGAAGAUGACGAUGAAGAGGAUGGACACACUGUAGUAGCCACAGCAAGGGGAGUUUUUAACAGCAACGGUGGCGUGCUCAGCUCCAUAGAGACUGGCGUUAGCAUUAUUAUACCACAAGGAGCCAUUCCAGAGGGGAUAGAGCAAGAGAUCUAUUUCAAGGUCUGCCGAGAUAACAGUAUCCUCCCUCCUUUAGACAAAGAGAAAGGUGAAACGCUGCUCAGCCCUUUGGUCAUGUGUGGGCCCCAUGGACUAAAAUUCCUGAAGCCUGUGGAGCUGCGCUUGCCACAUUGUGCGUCUAUGACCCCUGAUGGUUGGUCUUUUGCUCUAAAAUCCUCCGACUCCUCGUCGGGUGAUCCCAAAACCUGGCAGAACAAGUCUCUUCCUGGGGAUCCAAACUAUCUUGUUGGAGCAAAUUGUGUUUCGGUUCUGAUAGAUCACUUCUAACCCUUACGUUAGCAGACCAAACCAAGAUUUUAAAAGCAAAGCAAAACAAAAACACCUUGCCUAGAAACUGAACCAAUCUUUUUUCAAGUAUUAAGAGUUAUCUUAGUGUUAAGCAAUCUUUGCUUUGACUAACAAUGGAUAAUGAGUACGUUCCUGAACCAUGGUCAGGGUUUAUGCUAUUAAGCAGCAGGGCAGAUCAGCCAGGGACCAAGGCAAGGUUCUUAUGGGUUCCCUCUGGCUUUCCUUAACUGGACACUUCUAAGGCAUCAUAGCUUAAAACUCACUGAACUACCACUGAAGCAAUGCAAUUCAUUAUUAUUUUCAGAUGGCAUUUAGUUAGCGUUCCACUACUGAAUUAGGUCUUUUUUCUUUCUAAAGCUUUUUCCCCCUCUCUCUCUUUUUUAUAUAAACAAAACACUUUAAUAUGUGUGUUCAGAAUAUGCAAAGACUCUUUUUCUUUUUUAAAAAACAAGCAACUUUUUUGAUGCAUUUUGCCCACAAAGUGGAAAUUAAAAAAUUGGCCAGCACAAUAUAGAAAAUCCCCCCUCUGUUGAGAAGGGAGAGUUACAUGCACGUCUACUUUGAUUGUACAUGAAACACACUUUUUCCCCCUUUUGUUAUGGGGAAAGAGCGCAUGUGGUAUGACUAUGGUUCAUUUGCCUCUGUGGAUCUGUAAAUUAACCACAUCUACAACAGACACGUUAACCAGCAGCCUUACCCUCAUGUUUUUACUAGUCUUAGCUGUCAUCGUAGUUCUCCGUACUACUAAGUUUGUAUGGCUUCUGUGCUUACUUAGAUUAAUACAUAUUGAGAGGGGUUGAAAAAUUAAUUCAUUUUGUGAACUUGCUGGUUUAGAGAAAGAGGGAGAGAACUAGGCACACUUGUUUUUGUGUGGAUCAACCAGAGGGGAAACCUGAAGAACAUGGUGGUAUGUUUUCUGCUAUGCAUUUUGAAAAUUUAUAGAUGUUAUAGAUUGCUUGUAUAUAACUCGUGCAGACCACUUUUGUUCUUGGUUUGUAAAUUAACUUUUAUAAGCUUUACCUUUUUUAUAUAUAUAAAUAUAUAUAAAAAUACAAAACAAACGUUUCUUAAUAUCUUUGUAUUCUCAUACCUUUUGAGCCUUGAACUUUGACAUCUUGCAGCAAUAAAGCAGCAUUUCUACAGUACGUGAAAACAAGGACUUUUUAAAAAAAGAAAAUGCACAAAGUUAUUACCUUUUUAAGUGCUGCAUUUAAAGACUAACUCAGAAGUCUAUAGUUUGAUUACAUUCUUGGAGAAUAAAAGUAUCCCUACUGUAAUUUGUGAUAAGGAUGCUGUACUAUGUGCCCUGAAAUGUAUUUUUUUACUAAUAGACAAUUUAUUAUGGCACAUCAGCACUAUCUCUGUUUAGAUAAUAUUCCACUGCAUUCUGUUAAUCAGUUAUUUAGCUAUUCAGGUGUGGCUGAUUUUUUUCUUUCUUUGCCGUUAUUAAAAAUUACACAUUUCUAAGUAUACAGAAUAAAAACUGUUUUUAAAAUAAUA
Molecule: messenger RNA, 5716 nt
Organism: Podarcis muralis (Common wall lizard)
Lineage: Eukaryota; Metazoa; Chordata; Lepidosauria; Squamata; Lacertidae
Source: RefSeq, a predicted model, not a curated record